Messenger RNA from Trachemys scripta elegans, 474 nucleotides. Its product is annotated as platelet glycoprotein VI-like. The transcript is spliced from 4 exons. The record is from RefSeq and is a predicted model, not a curated record. The coding region runs from base 1 to 474 and encodes 157 amino acids. NCBI's taxonomy places the organism in Eukaryota, Metazoa, Chordata, Testudines, Emydidae.
AUGGCAUCUGCUCUCACCAUCCUCUUCCUCGAGGAGUCCUACCCCAAACCCUCCAUCUCCGUCAGCCCCGGGGGGGUGAUCCCCGUGGGGGGAAACGUCACCAUCCGGUAUCGGCAUCAAUGCCUGGGCAUGAGGUUCCUCCUCUACAAGGCUGGAGAUGGGAACUAUCCGAAUUACACAGACCCUGCUGGCUCUGAGGCUGAAUUUCCCAUCACCAGCGCCAGACGGGAACACGGUGGCAGCUACACCUGUCGUUAUAGCCACAGAACAGGACCAGCUGCCUACUCGGAGCCCAGCGACUCUGUGCUGAUCAUUGUAGCAGGAUUUAGGUGGGAAGGCUAUGACCGAUACAGAGGCAGCAGCAAAGAGCAGCAGGGCUACGGGAGUUUGCGGGGGCAGGCCAAGGUCGGGGCGGGGGAGGGAUUAGAUGGGAGAUGGGCUGAGAUUGGGGAGGAAGUGCAGAAAGGAAUUUGA